Molecule: messenger RNA, 3073 nt
Organism: Microplitis mediator
Lineage: Eukaryota; Metazoa; Arthropoda; Insecta; Hymenoptera; Braconidae
Product: protein eyes shut homolog
Exons: 11
Coding region: 1-2805 (934 amino acids)
Source: RefSeq, a predicted model, not a curated record
AUGUGUGCACCGCUACUGGGUGAAUAUUGUGUAAAUAAUGAAAAGUGUGCACCUGACGAUUCUAUUUGUAUCCAUAACGAAUGUCGGUGCAGGGCGAAUUAUUCAUCUGUGUCUAAUAAUCAAUGCAAAUUAAAGAUAUUAGGAGAACCUUGCACUGCCGAUAGUAAAUGCGAAGUAGUGAAAUUCGCAAAGUGUUCGGCGUAUGACAAUAAAUGUGAUUGUACAGCUAAUACUGCUGCAUUAAAUUCAACCAUGUGCGCACCACUUUUAGAUGGAUUUUGUGAGAAAAAUAAUGAAUGCGUAGUUAAGGAUUCUACCUGUGUUGAUAAUAAAUGCAAAUGCAAGCCUAACUCAGCUCCUCAAUCUAAUACGCACUGUAAAGAAGUUUAUAUGCGAAUGCCUUGCGAUCGUGAUUCUGAUUGUAAUGAAUUCAUAAAUCAUUCAAGCUGUAUUGAAGAAAAAGUAUGUGCGUGUAUAAUCAAUCAUCAUCCGAUCAAUCGGACAGUAUGUGCACCAAUGUACAAUCAAAGUUGUCAGAACCAUGAACCUUGUGCAAUUAGUAACUCUCUUUGCAUUAAUAACAAAUGUCGAUGUAAACAUAAUUAUGUUUAUCAAGAAUUCAAAUGCUAUCCAAUAUAUUUGGAAGAGCCUUGCGUUGUUCACGAAGAUUGUCAUAAAAUAAAAUUUGGAAUUUGUUCAAAAGAUAAAAAAUGUGUCUGUGAUGAUAAGCAUACGCAGUUUAAUAAAACAUCGUGUGGGCCAAUCAUAGGUGGAUUUUGUUCAAAGGAUGACGAAUGUAAAAUUUCAAACUCAAAAUGCAUUAAUAAUCGAUGCGAAUGUGAAGCUUUUUAUUCACCUUUAUACAAUGAGCAAUGUUUACCAACUUUGUUAGGAUGGAAUUGUGUAUAUGAUGGCGAUUGUAGAUAUCUAUGCAAUGCAAUUUGUUCGGAAAGUAAAAAAUGUGUUUGUCAAUCGAAUCACGUUCCUUUGAACAAUACGGCGUGUGUUCCAUUACUAGGUGAAUACUGUUGGAAUGAUGAACAAUGCAUAACGAACAAUUCUGUUUGUAUCAACCAUGUAUGCCAAUGCAAUAAUGAUUUCAUAAAACUAUCAAAUGAUGAAUGUAUUGAUGGUUCGUUCAAUGAAUAUUGUGAGGGCGACAAAGAUUGCAAGGUAUUAAUAAAUGCUAGAUGCUCGGAAGAGUACAAAAAAUGUCGUUGUAAGCACAAUUAUGUGAAGAUUGAUAAAAUAGCUUGUGCCCCGUUAUUGGGUGAAUUUUGUCGUCACAAUGAACGAUGUGGCUUGAAUAAUGCAAUCUGUAUUAAUAACCAAUGUUCAUGCCAACCUUACUACAUUCACGACUUUAAUGGUCGAUGCAUACCCCUCUGGUUAGGAUUCACGUGCGAAAGAGAUAAUGACUGUGAGAGAAUACAACAUGCAAAAUGUUCUAAAAAUAAUAAAUGCGUUUGCAAAUCAAAUUAUUUUGAGUUCAACAGAACAACAUGUAUAUCACUUAUAGGCGAAUAUUGUAUGGAAAAUACCGACUGCUAUCCCAUCCACAGCAUUUGUGAGCAUAACAUAUGCAAAUGCGCUAACGGCUUUGUACGUCAAUCUAAUAACGAAUGUUUGUCAAGAUAUCUAGGAAUAUUCUGUAAAAAUAAUCAUGACUGUGGUCAUGUAAUGCAUUCAAUAUGCUCGGUAAAUCACAGAUGUGUUUGUAUUGCCAAUCACGUUGCAUUAAGUAAAACAACGUGUGCACCUUUGUUAAAUGAAUCAUGCUCAAGCCACGGAGUAUGCGCAACAUCAAAUGCUAUUUGCAUUGACAAUAGAUGUCGAUGUAAACAUAAUUAUUUACCGCAGUCCAAUAAUAAUUGCAUACCAGAGCUAUUGAAAGGAGAUUGUAGUUGUGAUUCAGAUUGUAAUGCCAUAGACCAUGCGGAAUGUUCAACGGGUAAAAAAUGUGUUUGCAUGGAAAAUUAUAUUUCAAUUAAUAGAACAACUUGUAUACUGAUGAAAAACGGUGCCUGUCCUGCAAUAGAACAGUGCGAUGUAACAGGAGUUUUUUGCCGUAAAAAUUGCGAAUGUGGCGAUUUAGUGCGUAAAUAUUGUUCAGAAAAUCAAACAUGUAUCUGUAAACCAAAUUACAUUGAAUUGAACGGUUCCUGUCAACCAAUAAUAAAUGGUUAUUGUACUGAAGAUAAAGAUUGCAUUCCAGAUAAUUCUUUUUGUUAUCUGAACAUAUGUCGAUGUAAAAAUAACUUUUUAUCAGUAUCUAAUGAUCGAUGUAAGGCGAUUUCAUUGGGAACGUCAUGUGAAUCGGAUGUAGACUGUAAUUUUUUGAUAAACGCAAAAUGUUCGAAUGGUAAAACGUGUGUUUGCAAUGAAAACAGUACACCACUAAAUAAAUUCACAUGCACAGUAAUCAUUGGGGGCUCUUGUUCAAACAAUAAUCAUUGUCACAUUGGAAAUUCCAGUUGUGUCAAUAAUAUAUGUCAAUGCAAACCCUCAUAUUUACCAGCAUCUGAUUUACAUUGCGCAGAAACAUCAUCGCUAGAUGCUUGCUCUAAACGUUCAGAAUGUAGAGAUGCAUUACAUAUGGAUUGCUCAAUUAAUGAAACAUGUGUUUGCAAGCCACAUCAUACCUUAUCAACAGACAAAUCAUGUGGGCCACCUUUAGGUGGAUUCUGUUGGCUAGAAAAUCAAUGCGUCACAGAGAAUUCUGCUUGUAUAGAUAAUAGUUGUGAAUGUAAGCCUGGUUAUAUAAAAGUAUCCUUCAGCUUAUGUAUGCAAGCCCCGGAUUAUUAAAGAUAAUCCUAAAUUUAUAAAAUAUUGGAAUAACAAUGCAUAGACUAUAAAUAGACAAUUUCAUGACUUAUCAAUCUCUGUAGUCAUAUAUCAGUCCUUGUCAAAAGAUGUUUUCCCAACUAGAAGAAAAAACUACAAAUAAUGUAGUUCAUAAUUCUUCUAUCGAUAUAAAAGGGAACGUGGGGAACAAAUUAAUUUCCAGCAUUACUGCAAGUCAAAAUUGGUACUAAUAGCUAAUCUAUGCAGAUACAGUACUAUAUUUUGUAAU